UAAAUCUAAAAUUAACUUAAGAAAACUUCCCAAGCCAAAAGGCCAUCGGAUUCCCUAAAAAACUGACAAAAAAGCAAAACCCAGAUCAAGAAAAACCUCAGGAACCCAAAAAAAUGAGUGAAACAUUGAAGGACAAGUAUCAAGUAUGUGAAGAGAUCGGAAGAGGGCGGUUUGGAACAAUAACUCGAGUGUUUUGUCCUAUAACCGAAGCCUCAUUCGCCUGUAAAUCCAUUGACAAACACCUUCUCACAGACCCCACCGACCGAGAAUGUCUGGAAAACGAGCCUAAAAUCAUGACCCUUUUGUCUCCUAAUCCUAACAUCGUACAAAUCUACGACAUGUUUGAAUCAGAAGACACCCUUCAACUCAUCCUCGAGCUUUGCCAACCUUACACCCUUUACGACCAGAUUUUACAACCAGAUUUGUCUGAAUCCAAAGCCGCUUCUUACAUGCAACAGAUUAUGUCGGGUUUAGCUCAUUGUCACAGGUUUGGGAUUGUUCAUAGAGAUAUUAAACCUGAUAACAUUUUUUUUGACUUCAGAGGUAACUUAAAGAUUGGGGAUUUUGGUUCUGCUACUUGGUUAGGGGAACUUGGCACGGUCGAUGGGUUAGUGGGGACGCCUUAUUAUGUUGCUCCCGAAGUUGUGAUGGGCAGAGCUUACAAUGAGAAGGUUGAUGUUUGGAGUGCUGGUGUCGUUUUGUAUGUUAUGUUAGCUGGUGCUCCACCGUUUUAUGGUGAGACAGCUGAGGAGAUUUUUGAGGCUGUUUUGAGAGGGAAUUUAAGGUUUCCUACAAGGAUUUUCAGGUCAGUUUCGGCUGAGGCUAAGGACUUGUUGAGGAAGAUGAUUUGCAGAGAUGUUUCUAAGAGAUGGUCCGCAGAACAAGUUUUGAGGCACCCCUGGAUCUUGAAUGGAGGGGGAACAACUUAAAUGGACUGAUUUUUAACAAUGAAAAGAGCUGGAAAUUAUCAGUCAAAAGCAGAGCAUAAUAGCUUAUCAAUGUAAAUAUUACGCCUGCCUAUCAAAUUCCAUAAGGUCCCCCUAGCUUUCUUCUCUACAAAGCAAAAGUCAAACCAAACACUCCAUGAUGGAUUCUUCCGCAGAAUUCAGUUUUCCAAUGCCAUGAAAGCAACAUAGAGAAUUGAGUUUCUUCACAUGGGUGCUCAACCACCAAGAACCUACCAGUCUUUUUUAAUGUCUUUUUUGGGUUUUUUUUGCCCUUUCUUUGAAUGUUUUAAUAAGGAAGCAAGAGAGUGUACAAAGAUAAAUAGUAGGUUGAAUGGUUGAUAAUCCUCCUGUACUUCUCUUUUUGUUAAUAAAAGUAUUAAGUAAGCGAGAAAGCCUAGGAAACCAAGCUGUUGUUGAUUCUCUUCUACCGUUUAUAUAUGGGAAUCUAGUAUGCUUUAUUUUUUUC
Messenger RNA from Durio zibethinus, 1413 nucleotides. Its product is annotated as phosphoenolpyruvate carboxylase kinase 2-like. Gene Ontology annotation, molecular function: ATP binding; protein kinase activity. The record is from RefSeq and is a predicted model, not a curated record. NCBI's taxonomy places the organism in Eukaryota, Viridiplantae, Streptophyta, Magnoliopsida, Malvales, Malvaceae. Gene Ontology annotation, biological process: protein phosphorylation.